GCGCAUCUAAUUGGCUGAAAUCAUCGCCGAGGAGAGAGCUUUCGGGGUCCCUUGAUCAUCGAUGCCAUCGAAGAAGCGGCGCGGGUUCCGGCGCAAGGGAAGCGACGGCGAGGGCAGCUCGAGCGAGAAGGGGGUACCGAGCCCGACGGCAAGCGGCCGACCGAAGCUGCUCAUGGGGCGGCCGGCGCUGGGCAUCCGCGCGCUGGCCUCGUCGGCCAUGGACCCGGCCAACCUCUUUGGCUUUGGCGACGUGUACCUCUCGGACCUCUCGAGCUUGCGCCAGUUUGAACUCAUCAACCUGCAGCCGUUCCCGGUGCGCGUGGACCUGAAGGCGGAGCUGCGCAAGCCGUUCCAUGCCAGCACGUGGGGCUUCCAGACGCAGAACGAGAACCUCCCGGACGACGACGGCGUCGAAGAGUCGCAUCUCGUCCGAAGCAUGUCCAAGUCGUCAUUCUCGUCGUCGCUUGCCGACACGGUCUUUCUCGACGAAGGCUUUAACGAGCUUUUCAACCAAAUGGGGCUCAUCGACUCGAUCGUUUUGCAGCCCAACCAAGCGCAGCGGCUCGUCUUCUCGAUCUGCGUCAAGCACGAAGCGUCUGGUACCGCAGCCAAGCCGUCAACAGGUUUGACGUCCAAAGCAAAUGCUGGCGACGACUCGUCUGACGAAGAGCGUCUCUACUUGAACGAGAGCUCGUUCGCGGCGCUCUCGGGGCGGCUCAUCUUUUCGACGACCAUCGUGUCGCCCGAUCGGUCGCCGACGUCGCCAGUUGGUGCGCUCGACGCGAUCACGAUCCCGAUCCAGGGCAAUGUCUGUCGAUCGCUGCUGCGCCUCGACGUGAAGGAGCUCCACUUUGACGACUGCAUCCCCGGCGGGUCGUACGUCAAGGACUUUACGGUCUGGAACCGGUCCGAGAUCCCGCUCGUCUUUCGCAUGAUGUCGUCGAUUCCCGACGACCAAAAGGCCAUGCUGACGUGCUCCGACUACAAUUCGGGCUAUGCGAUGGGCGAGAACCCGUUCCAAGUCGCCGCGUACGGGCACAUGCGCGUGCGUGUGACGUACCGCCCCGUCGAGGUCGGCGAGCAUAGUUUUGAGAUCCUCGUGCAAAACCUCCACGACUCGCGCAACGUCAAGACGCUCAAGGUGCACGCCAUCGCGUCCAAGGAGCACCACCGCGAGGGUCUCUCGAUCCGGGAGCCGAACGGGUCCUUCUUGAUGAGUGGGAGUCUCAUGGACUUUGGGGACUGCUACACGGGCAUGCCAACCCCCAAGAUCGUGCUCGUCAAGAACAUGACGGAAGCGCCGCUCCAUAUCGAGCUCUCGAGCGACCGGCCGAAGGAGGUCACGUUUGAGCUCAAGCUCGUGGGCAACAACCGUGCGCGGUCCUCCCGGUCCAUGUCGACGAUGCGAGGCCUGGGCUUUGACGAGCCGCUCUCGCCGACCGACUCGCGCCUCUCGCUGUCCCCGACGGCCACGUCGCCGACCAACAGCGUGUUCUUCAAGACCGAGAACGGCGACAGCGACGACGAGCCGGACGAAAACGACGGCGACGACGAGGACCUCAACUUUAGUCGCAAGCGCAACUCGUUUGAAGACACGCUUUUAAGCGAAAUGGAAGACGCGGACGACGACAUGGAGUUUGACGGCGAGCGGCCCGCGCCGCCGCCGAGCCCGAGCAGCCCCAAGACGCACGACGAAGGCCACGCGCCCAACAAGGCGCCGCUGCGCGCACGCUCGUCGCGCAAGCUUAUGCGUGUGCAUUCGCGCGUCAAGGACCUCUCCGAAAGCGGGAUUGAGAGCAGUGGCGCCAGUGUCUGCUCGUCGCCCGAGCGCAAGUCGUCGAGCCUUGUGCGCACCAAGACGGGCGUGCGUCCCGCGCUCGAUGAUCACGUCAACAACUACCUCGUCGAGGCGCUCGACCUCGCGCCUGGUGUCGAGCGUACGAUCGUCGUGUGGUAUACGCCGACGCCGUCCGACGUGUUUGACGUCAAGAGCUGCCGCCUCACGAAGCAGAGCUUCCGGCUUUCGUUUCGAUGCUAUCAAGUCCAAGGUGCGUGGACGGGCUCGAACCAGCGCGUGUACGACCGCAGUUUGGGCAAGUCGCUCCACGCGCGGUCGCGGACGUGUACGUCGUAUGUCACGAUGACGCCGUCUGUGCUGCACUUUGGCGACUGCAACAUUGGCGAGCUCCGGUCGAGUGCGUGUACGCUCACGAAUCACUCGGAGCUCCCGACCGUCGUCAAGCCGUCGGUCGUCUCGAAGGUCGUCUCGACGGUCCCGAACGACGAGAUGCAGCUCGGUCCGAAACAGUCGCUCGAGAUGAAGAUUGAGAUCAUUCCGCGCAAGGUCAACGCCAAUUAUACGCGCGUGGUCAACGCUGUGAAUCUCAAAAACAAACUCAACGUCGCCCAAGUGUGCGUGCGCUCGAGCAACAUGGACGCGCACCACGUGAUUUACCACUCGCUCUUUUACAAGCUGCACACGCCGUCCAAGUCGGCGUUUCUCAAUUUCGAGCACGUGGCCGCCAACUCGAUGAGCAUCAAGGUCUUUACGCUCGAAAACAUCACGAGCGCCGUGCUCCGGCUCCGCGUCCAGAGCAGCGACCCGUCGCGCGUCCAGCUCUACUACAUUGCGGACCACGCCAAGACCGCUCUCGCCCUCUCGCUCGUGUCGCCUGCCGUGUCGCCAUUGGCUGCGUCGGCGCCAAUCGAUUCGCCGCUUGUGUCGCCGGCGCCCGUGGCCGUGACCACCGCAAGCGCCACGUCGUCGUUGCACAUGCCGCCGACGCAGACGAUCCGCCGGCGCCGCUCGAUUGGCAGCAUCAAAGAGCUCAACGCGCCCAAGAAGACCACCGAGCUCUCGCGCCUCCAAGAGCUCUUGUCGAAAAAGAAACAUACAACCAAGCGCAACGGCAGUCGGUCGACGACAGCGACACCGGCGAUGCCCACGACGCCCCUCGCGGGCUCGGCGACGCCGACGCCAACGUCAACGUCGACGAUGCCGUCGGUGCCGACCGUCGUCGAGCGAAGCAACGGUAAUGGCGCCAAGAAGGAGCUCGAUGCGGUGACGUCUGAUGUCGUCGGCAUGUUUGAGUCGCUUCGCUUUGACGCCGAGCGCGAGAAGGACACGGUGACCUUGAUCCGCGAGCGCGUCCGCCGGUUCCACCAGCUCGUCGCCGACAAGCACCUUGUGCCCGUGCUCACGACGAAAGAGUGGAACGUUCGCAUUCCGGCCAAAGGGUCGCUUCCGAUCCUCGCGGUCUUCACGCCCAAGGUCGGGGAGGAGACGCCUGAGAAAUCCCGCGUUGAAAAGUACAAGGUGUUUGUGACGCUGCCGGCAGGCGGCAACCAACAGGGGCGGCACCCGGACCUCUCGGCGUCGGCGUCGCUCGGGCACUCGCUGCACCCGUUCGACACGCGGCCGUCGGUGCGCGAAUUGCUCCUCAAGAGCCGCGUGUGUCGCUCCGUGCUGCAAGUGAACCAGAAAAACAUCAACUUUGGGCGCAUCACGACGUUCAGCAAGAGCUCCAAGAAGGUGCUGGUCCGCAACGGGUCGGCGAUCCCGCUCGUCUACAUGAUUGAGAAGACGGGGUCGAUCUCGUCCGGGUUUCUCGAGAUCAAAGACGGCGACGUGGGCGUCAUCAAGCCCUUUGGCGCGCGCCACGUGUGCUUUGAGUUUCAGCCAACACUCGCGGGUCCGUUCGAGGAGAAGCUCAAGAUUGUCAACGUCCAAGACGUCGAAAACUCGGUGUUUGUCACGAUCAAGGCCAAGGUCGUCAAGCGCGAGACGUUCAAACUGCCGCAGGCCGGCCAGCCCAUCUCGGUCGGCACGUGCCUCGUCGACGAGCCGAGCGACGCAUUCAAGCUCACGAUCCGCAACAUGAGCCGCAAGAAGCGCGAGUACGUCAUCGAGGUCGACACAGUGACGGGCUUUUCCGUGCCGUCGCUACGCCCGACGUUCUCCUUCAACUUGGAUGCCAUCCCCGCGGCCAACAUUACGCAAGCGCAGGAGAAGAAGCUCGACGAGGAGCUCGAGAAGCUCGAGCACAAGCUCCGAAUCGCUGUCACCAAGAAGAAGGAAGACAAGAUUGGGAAGCUCAACUCCAAGAUCAGUCACGUCAAGGCGCUUUUAUCGGGCGAAGGCAGUGCCGAGACGGGCAAACACCCGCCACGGAGCAGCGCGUCGGCGUACGACAGCGGCAACAGCGACACCGAGUCCGAGUCCGAGUCGCGGACGCCGCUUCGGCGCCAGGUCGUUCGCCGGCGGUCGGUGCCCACGGUCAUUCACAACACGUUGCAUUUCACGCUCGAGCCCGAGUCGACGGGACGCAUUGUCGGCACGGUCGUCUUCAAGCAGGAGGGCGACGUCGUGUCGGCGAAGAAAGCGGGUCCGCACCGCCGCCGCCACCACGGGCGCCGCGGCAAGGGCGGCAUGUUGCCGCCGACAGCGGCCCCGGGCGCCGCGACCCCGAUCUUUGGCGUCGGCAAAUUCCUCUUUUACGAGCAGCAAAAUAAGGACGUGAUGAAGGAGCUGCAGUACAAGGCCGACGUGUACCUCCGAACACCCGCGGGCGAGAACGCCUACUGCCGUGUCGUCGGCAAAACGCUGCUGCCGCCCAUGCCGUUCCGAGACCCGGUGCCGAGCAAGCCGGCCAUUGAUCGGUUCCAGGUCAGCGUCGGGCAGCUUGGCGCGACGCGGCCAUCGACGCUGCUCUUGCCGAUCGAAGAAGCACCGAGUGACGCGCUGGGAUGGCUCCUCGAAGUGCGCCCGAAGGAAGCAAGCACGCUCGAGCUCAAGUGGGUGCCGUCGGACGCGUUCCAAGAUGUUGUCGGGCUCGCGAUCGACAUGGCCGACGACGUGCCCAUGGCGCUGCCUCAAAAGCUCGCGAUUACGCCGGACACGGCUUCGAACCUGCACGUGCGCUGGCAUUUUGCGGCCAAGUCGGGGAUCGAGGCCACGGCACCGCUGGCGACAACGCUGGGAAAGCUCGCGCUGCCGUCCGAGUGGAAGAAGAAGGGCGAGUUUCCCGCUGGUCGUCUCGUGCUCAGCGAUGGCAAGUCGACGUCCAGCGUCGAUGUCACGAUCGUCAAGACGGUCCAGCGGUCGCUCCAUCUCGAGUCGGACCGCGUCGACCUCGGCGAGCAGCAGCUUGGCGCGGUCGUGCACGGCGUCUUUUACGUGUGCAACGCGUCGUCGACGCCGGUCAAGUUUCUCGUGCUUGUCUCGUCGAUUGGCCCGGAUGACGCGCCGGCAAAAGCGACCAACCUCGUGCUCCCGACGGCGACAGGGCGCGUCGAGGGCAAUGGCCGCACGCCGAUCCGGUUCACAUACACGGGCACGAGCUCGGGCAAGCACACGGAAGCGAUUCUCGUCCGCAACCUCAACGACCGGCUCGACUCGACGACGGUCAACAUCAACGUCCGCGUGACGCGCCCUGUCUACGUGCGCAUCCCGGAACUUGACCCGCAUUUUACGGGGCAGCUCACGGACCUCAACAUUGGUGCUUGCUACGUCACGGCCGACGAGAUCGACGGCAAGUUUAGCAAGGUGCGCAAGAUCACGCUUGUGUCCCAGGUCACGGAAACGCUCCUUCUGUGUGCGUCGUCGAACCUCAAGACGCAGUGCUACGUCUACGAGGACGCGGCGCUGCAGCACGACGCGACCAACAUUGUGCUCCCGGGCAUGGAGGCCACGGACCUGUACAUUGCAUUUCGGCCGCGCUUGCCCGCCGACGCGUUCAAGACGGGGGCGUCGCGCGACCUCAUGGGCGGCAUUCGCAUGCAGCUGUUCCGGGAAAAGGACGCGCUCGAGGACCGCGUGCUGGCCGCCGAGUUUACCGUCAAGUUUGUCGGCGUCGCGGGCGCGAGCUUGGCCACCGUGGUGCCGCGCGAGAUUGACUUUGGGACUGAGCUCAACAUUGGUCGGCUCCAGCGCUGCAAAACCCACGAAGGGGGGUUUGAGCUCACCAACGUCAACAAGUCGCUGCCAUUGACGUACCGCGUGUACGUUGCGGCCGUGCACGAAGCUGGCUACUCGGACGACGACGAGUCGCUGCACGUGUCGCUCCGGCAUGAAAAGGGCGAGAUCCCGCCGGGCGAGUCGUGCCGCAUCGACUUUAACGUGGCGGCGUUCACGCACGGCCUCUUUCGCCGGCGCAUCGUGGUCGAGAACGUGUACAACCCGCAGAACGUCAACACGGUCGACGUGGUGCUCUUUGUCGACAAUGGCAGCAUCGCGUGCGACGUCGUACCGCGCGCGGCCUUGUACACGCUGCAGGACCGACUCCGCGCAAUGCUGCAAGGCGAUUUGUUUGCGACGAAACCCAGUGUCCUCGCGCUCGGGACGGUGCCCGUCAUUACGAGCGAGCCCCUCGGCUUGGCCGCCAACAGCGACAACCAGCGCCAGUACCGCAUCUUUCAGCCGUCGACGGUCGCAGACCACCGGUGGUACGUCUCGCUCGUGAACCGCUCGUCGCGCGCCGUGACGCUGCGCCCGAUCUCGAACCUCCCGCUACUUUUUUCGUGGCUUGUGCUCGAUGCACCGGCAGCGAGCCGCGUCCCAACGUUUGCCAAUGGGAUCACGGCGACCGAUGCGCGCGAGCUCUCGGCGGUGCCCAGCAGCAAUGCGAGUGCCGUCGGCCUCUACACGGGCCCGGUGUUUACGCUGGAGCCGCACACGAUCGUGGUCGUCGCGACACAGUUUGCGCCGGUGGCGUGCUCGGACCUCUUGCCGAUCGAUGCGAUGGACGCGGGGAAGACCGUGCCGCUCCAAGGCAUGAUUGCGUUCCAGAGUUUCGAGGACCACCACGAGCAGUGCGAGGCGACGACGCUCGGCGUGCUGCCUGUCACGGGUGUCUACGGCGAAUCGCGCCUUCAAGUGCUCUCGUCGCACAUUUCGCUCGGCAAGAUUGGCUACUCGACGGCGUGGUCGCCGUGCACGUUUGAAGUGGACGUCAAGAACGUGGCUGAUGUUCCGGGCCUCUUUUGUCUCGGACCGCUCCCGCCGUGUUUGGUGCUGCUCGAGAUUCAUAGCGCGGCGCGCGUGUCGUCUCCGAAGUACAGUCAUUGUGACGACGACGACGUGUCGACAACGGGCGUCGUCUCGCUCCAAGAGCAGCUCGCAACGGCGCUCUCGGGUGCUGUCUCGGACGUCUUUUACGAAAUCGAAAGCCGAGCGACCGCGACAUUGGUGUUCGAGUGCCUCCACACCCCCGAGUACCUUGGCGCCGGGCGGCACGAGCUCAGCUUGAGUCUCUUCAACUUUCACAACCCGCACAACACGCAGGUCGUCACGGUCUCGGCGCAUGUGAUUGCGAAUUACAUGGACAUUGCGCUCGAGAGCGACUGCGUCCGGUCCGACGAAGCGCUCGUCGCGUACGUGCCUCCGCUUGUGCUGCCGAGCGACGCGCCCUCGGGCUUUCUCUGCACGAUCCACAACGUGUUUGACGACGACCUCGAGAUCAAGCUGUCGUGCCAUGUAUCCGACGCGCUCGCAAGUGUGCUGGAAGUGGCUGUCGUGUCGCGGUCGUCCAACACGCCACUGACGGCGCUGACGCUGCCACCCGGCGAGCACGUGGACGUGCGUGUGCACUGCAGCAUGCUGCCGGGGGCGACGUGGACGGACCUCCCGUUUGCGUCCUCAAGCGACGGCUCGCGCUUUGAUGACGCGUGCGAUUUUGGCAUGCUGUGCAUCGCUGCGACCGCUUUGGACUCGGCGGCGCGCAUCCGCGAGAUCGCAAUCAAGGGCGCGCUUGUGCUCGGGCAAUCGUUCAGCCUCUCGGCGCGCCAGCUGCGGUUCCACGCCAACCCGCUCCCGCGCUCGAGCUGCUACCAGUUGCAGCAAAGCUCGGACUGCUUUUGGAUCCAAAACCCGUCGACGACGCAGCCGCUCACGUUUGAGGUCACGUCAUACUCGACGCACGUGCCCGGGCUCUGCUUUUUGCACAAGGAGACGUCGGCGGCGGCGAUGGGCGACGUUCUCUGCGCCGUUGUGACGCCGUCGACGGGCACGAUUGCGCCCAAGAGCUCGAUGAAGGUGCUCGUGCAUUUGGAAGAGUGCACGCACGCGGCCCACGAAGCACACAGCGAGCCACACUGCAUGCUCCUCUCGGUGCGCGAUGUCACUGCGUCUAGCUCCUCGGCCCUCAUUGACGUGCUGCUGGUCAUGGAAGAAGCCGAGAUGGCGGCGCUGCCGCCCGCCGUCAUCCAGAGCGCCGUGUCAAAGCGCCGGCCACGCCUCGACACAACGUCGUCCAGUAACAGUAUGCAGCUCGAGGAGAACGUCGCAAACGAGUCUGCGGUCGUGGAGAGUGACGCCGUGUCGUCACCGUCGCCGCCACCGUCCGAGGUGCUCGAGGCCGCGACCGAUGCACUUUUGACGGUACGCGGGUGCACGCCGGCCGAGAACUCGACGCUCGACAACACGCUGUACGUCAUUGACGUGGGGCAGCACACGGUGCGCGCGGGCGGCGAGAUCGAGUGGGAGAUUACGCUGCACAACGAGCAGGAGAAGAGCGUCGGGUACCGGUUGUACCUUGCGGACGCCAAAGCGUCGUCGUGGCUGCGCCUGAGCAAGUCGCAGGGGUCGCUCUUGUCGUACCAGACGAUCGUGCUCCGCUUUGCGCGCGACGUGGUCGGCGUCUACAGCACGUUUCUCGUGCUCGAGAACGUCGGCAACCCGAGCGAUCUCAAGCUCAUUCGCGUCAAGAUGGAGGUGAUUGCGGACCUCAACGCGCUCCGGGCCAUGGCCAAAGACAAGUCGGACACGAACCUCUUUCGAGUCCUCGUGUCCAACUACUCUGGCUCGAAGCGGCAGCGGCGCAAGUCGUCCGAGUUUUCUCUGACGCCCGAGGACCCGCCGUCGCGCUUGGAGAUCGAGUACGGCGACGUCUUUUACGACAAGCUGUACCACAACCACUCGGUGCUGCUCGAGAAUUUCUCGAGCUUGUCGCUCGACUUUAUGCUCUCGAGCAACGGGCGGCCGCACGAAGUGGGCUUCUCCAUGUCGCCGACCUCGUUCAACGAGAUUAGCAGCGUGACACUUGGCGCGUACCAGCGGCUGCAGGUGUUUCUCAACUUUCGACCGGCGCCCAAGAAGGCGACCGCGACCGCCGAGAGCUGGGUGCGCAACAUUGAGGUCUACGUCAACUGCCGGCUCGUCAAGGACUUUCGCGAGACAGUGUUUUUGAAAGCAACGUGCAACAUGCCGCAGCUCCACGUGCACAUUGCGCACGCGCAGCCGACGCUCGGCGACUGGCCGACGUACCACGAGCCGGCGCUGCCGUACUUCGCCGCGCAACCCACGUUCCUCGGCAUGGGCUUUUCCGCGCCCGAGUCCAUCUUGUGCGAAGACUCGCCGACCGAGAUGCAAGCCGACGCCAAGUUCAUCGUGCUCCGCAACGUGCGCAGCGACGUCAACGCGCACGUGGCGAUCCGCAACGACAGCAUGUUUUUCGAGGUGAGCGUCGACCACAUUGUCGACGUCGACGGCGUCCUCGCGCCGCUCGCGCUGCGUGUUGCAGGCGACCAAAAGCACGCAACAUUGUCGCUCAAGCUCGAACCGCACGACAUUGCGGUGCUGCGGAUCGAGCCCAACUUGGAGCUGCUCCGGAAGCACCGGCAGCAGUGGGAGCACAGCGUGAAGGAGCACAUUGCGUUUUACAACAUGAAGCAGUUUGCCGAGCACUACCACGUGUCGCUGAGCUUCACGCCGAGCAACAUGUCGAGCUUCCUCAACGCGCCGCAGCUCCGCGAAGCGUACCCGUUCUCGACGCUGGAAGACACGAUCGCCAAAUUCCUCAAGAACUUUCAACUGUUUUGGAAAGGCCUCCACACCGUGCUGCUCGACACGGACCUCGACGACGACAACCGCCGGUCGCUCUUGUACGAGCUCGAGCACGCGAUCGACCUCGUCGUGCCCGUAAGUCCGCGCCCGCACGGCCGCCUCGGCCAGGCCACGAUCCCGCAGUCGUACCGCGCGCUGUACUUUGACUUUUACUACAUCACGGACGAGCUCAUCUGGUACGGCGUCCGCAGCAACGCGGGUCGGCACACGGUGACGCUGGCCGACUUGGUCUACGGCGUCGUCUUUGGCCAUGAGGUCUUUGCCUGCAUCUUUGAGGCGUCAAGCGGUGCGUCGUCGACACCGACGACGCUCUCGCCGCUACUUCCGCUGCUGCAAAAGCACCGGCUCGAAAAGUUCAUGGACGUCCGCCGCCUCCUCCUGCCGUGGACACGCCAGCUCGGGUACUUUUUGAGCUUUUUUCCCGAAAACCAAGAGACGACGCUGCCGCUGCGCCAGCUCUACGAGCCGCUCAAGCGCUCCGACCUCCAGCGAUAAGCCGCCGCAAUACAAGUGUUGCAUAUACCACAA
This is a messenger RNA of Saprolegnia diclina VS20, 10369 nucleotides long. RefSeq lists its product as hypothetical. The transcript is spliced from 7 exons. The coding region runs from base 62 to 10336 and encodes 3424 amino acids. NCBI's taxonomy places the organism in Eukaryota, Oomycota, Saprolegniomycetes, Saprolegniales, Saprolegniaceae. The record is from RefSeq and is a predicted model, not a curated record.